Maudiozyma saulgeensis is the source of this 3006-nucleotide messenger RNA. The record is from the annotation of a GenBank genome assembly. NCBI's taxonomy places the organism in Eukaryota, Fungi, Ascomycota, Saccharomycetes, Saccharomycetales, Saccharomycetaceae.
AUGUCUUCUGUAGAAACUAUCACGAAUCCAUUUGUUGGUGUCAAUACUGACUCUAAAAAUCAAUAUCGUACUCCAGUUGAUUUAAUUAAUAACACUAUCGCUCCAAAUGUCUCUGCCAUCUUUGGUUACAAAACUUAUUCUCAAGCAGACCUUUUGUAUUCAAAUUUACCAUCAUCUGUUAAAUUCUUUCAAGAAUCUGAUAUCAGAGCAGGUGCAGGUCUAGCUCCAUUAGGUUAUUCUGCAGCUCGUCAAUCUUCAAUUGCCAAUAAACCUAUUGGUAUUAUUACUCCAGGUUAUGGUCUACCAUAUUUUGCCUCUUCUUUAAGCAAUUCAACCACUAGCUUCAUUUUUAAUGUUGCUGCACUAGCUUACCAAGAAAAAGAAAGUACUCUUGGUUCUGACUACGUUACUCCAUUAUCUGUUGCCAAACAACUAGGUUAUAACGUUAUCACACCUAUUUCUACUAAAGAAUUGGAAUUGACCUCAUUAUUAUCUGUUAUUCUAGCCACAGUUUCCAAUGCUAGAUCCACUAUUCAUCUUUUUGAUGGGCUGAAUACCACUCGUACUUAUGCUUCAUUAAAAGCAACCAUUGGAAACUCUGAAUCCAUUGUUACUUCUUUAACUAAAACUUUAGGCAACGAACCUUCUUUAGAUACUAUUCUAAAGGGUUUCAAUGAAAUUACUGGUAGUAACUUGGAUAACUUCAAUUACUCCGGUCCAAGUGAUCCAGAAACUUUGUUUGUCACUUAUGGUACUACUGAAUCCGAAUUAUUUAGUGCUGUAGUUCCAACUUUGUCUGUUAGAAUUCCACUACCAUUUGAUACUGUCAAGUUUAUCAAUGCUAUUCCAAAGAGCGUCAAGAAGAUUGUUGUUAUUGGUCAAUCAUUAAAUGAUAACCAUGCUGCUCCAUCAUUAUUGAGACUAGAUGUUUCAUCAGCUUUGUUUUAUCAUAACCGUAGAGAAAUCUCUGUUCAAGAACAUGUUUACAAACCAGAUUUUGUUUGGACUACACGUGAGGUUGCUAACUUGGUUACCGAAUUUGGUUCUACCAUUGCAAAUACCCCAUCCUAUGAUGGCAAACGUGCUUUAUUCUAUCUACCAGAUAACUCCGAGGCCAUCUCUAUUCCUGCAUUAUUAGCAAGAGCUUUAGCCUCUAGUAAUGAUAAUAUUACCUUCUCAACUAAAUACAAUAAUUUGGUUCAUAGUGGAGCCAUUGAAGCUGACUUAUCCAUUGGAGUUACUGAAUCAGGAGCGGCAACUGCUGACUUCGUCUUAGUUCAAGAUAUUAACUUAUUAAACCACUUGGAUGUUGUUAAUUCUGUUAAGUCUAAUGGUACAAUUGUUUACCUAGCUACCCGUGAAGUCGAGAAAUAUCCACAACAAUUCAUUGCUGAUAUCAUUUCUAAAGAAAUUAAAUUGAUCACAAUUGAUCCAACUGAGUUCGAAGAAGAUAUCGAUUCUUUGGUUGCUAUUAUCCAAGCUACUUUCUACGAGACUGCUCUAAAGAUCCCAAGAAAUGAAAUUAAUAAAAAGGUUGUCUCUAAUUUAAGUCAAGAACAAAUCCAUGAUUUAAUUCACAUUGAUGAAGAUUCCGAAGAAAAUAGAGUAUCUAUUUACACUACUGAUAAACUACCAAAACCUGAAUUCUCAGAUGAAGUUCUUGAGCAAUUACCAUCUUUCUUCCAAGCAAACUCAUUCGUUGCUAACAAUAUCAAAGAACAACAAGAAAAGAUCAAUGAAGCACCAUCUGUUACUUCAACUAUUACCGAAUUAACAAAGAGAUUGGCAUUCAAGGAAGCUUAUCAUGUUGAAAAGAAACUAAGACCUGACUUACCAUUAAUUAAAAAUCACAUCAUUAAAGUCAAGGAAAACAGACGUCUUACCCCAGCUGAUUACGAUAGAAAUAUCUUCCAUAUUGAAUUUGAUAUCUCUGGUACCGACCUUACUUAUGACAUUGGUGAAGCUCUUGGUAUUCAUGCUAGAAACAAUGAAAAGCAAGUACUGGGAUUCUUGGAAGCAUAUGGCUUAAACCCUGAACAAAUUGUUCAAAUUCCAAAUAAAGAUCAACCUCAGUAUAUUGAAUCUAGAACUGUUUUGCAAAUUUUUGUUGAAAAUCUAGAUAUAUUUGGUAAACCACCUAAGAAGUUCUACGAAUCUUUAAUUCCAUUCGCAAAGGAUGAAGAUGAGAAGAAAUUUUUAGAAGAUUUAAUUACACCAGGUGGUGCAUUAGAGUUAAAAAAUUUCCAAGAAAUCGAAUUUUACUCUUAUGCUGAUAUAUUCGACCGCUUCAAAUCUGCCAGACCAGAACUUGAUGAUUUAAUUAAUAUCGUUGCACCACUAAAGAGAAGAGAAUAUUCUAUUGCCUCUUCUCAAAAGAUGCACCCUAAUGAAAUCCACUUGUUGAUUGUUGUUGUUGAUUGGGUUGACAAACAAGGUAGAAAGAGAUAUGGUCAAGCUUCUAAAUAUAUUUCUGAUUUACAAAUUGGUCAAGAGUUAGUUGUCAGUGUUAAACCAUCUGUCAUGAAGCUUCCAGCUGACACUAAGGCACCUGUUGUUAUGAGUGGUCUAGGUACUGGUUUGGCUCCAUUUAAGGCCAUUGUCGAAGAAAAACUAUGGCAAAAGCAACAAGGUUAUGAAAUUGGUGACAUUUUCUUGUACUUAGGUUCUAGACAUUGUAGACAAGAAUACUUAUACGGUGAAAUUUGGGAAGCUUACAAGGAUGCAGGAAUUAUUACUCAUAUUGGUGCCGCUUUCUCUAGAGAUCAAACCAAGAAGAUUUACAUCCAAGAUCGUAUUAGAGAAAACUUGGACGACUUGAAGGUUGCCAUGAUUGACCAAAAGGGUUCCUUCUUCCUUUGUGGUCCAACCUGGCCUGUUCCAGAUAUUACUUCAGCUUUGGAAGAUAUUAUUUCAGCUGACGCUAAAGAAAGGAAUGUUAAAGUUGACUUGAAUGAAGCAAUCGAAGAACUAAAGGAAACUUCCAGAUAUAUUCUAGAAGUCUAUUAG